Messenger RNA from Cladophialophora immunda, 3384 nucleotides. RefSeq lists its product as uncharacterized. The record is from RefSeq and is a predicted model, not a curated record. Lineage: Eukaryota; Fungi; Ascomycota; Eurotiomycetes; Chaetothyriales; Herpotrichiellaceae. The transcript has a single exon. The coding region runs from base 510 to 2081 and encodes 523 amino acids. Gene Ontology annotation, biological process: glucose 6-phosphate metabolic process; glycolytic process; intracellular glucose homeostasis. Gene Ontology annotation, molecular function: D-glucose binding; ATP binding; mannokinase activity. Gene Ontology annotation, cellular component: mitochondrion; cytosol.
GCGCCUUUUUGCCCUGCACGGGCCUGUGACUGUACCGACAACUGAUCAUUUCACUCGUAUGAGACAGAUUCGGUGCCCAUUCCCACUGGAACAAUGCUUUGUUGACGAGCCAGCGAGCCAUCCGUCGACCCCCAUCCCAUACCAUCCCAUCGCAUCCCCAUCCCCCCAUACGCCCCCCAAACCAGACAAAUUGAACGUUAUGCUACUACUCCAGCAAUCUCCAAUACCACGGCCAUUACCACUUCGCUCGCUGUGCCUUCUGGCAUUGUCCUCGCUGCUCCUGCUACACUACCGAUCCUGACCCUCUCUGACUCCAUGUCACGGCAGAAUUCUCUUUGUUUUCCUUACCCUUGACACCUCACCACCACCACACCACCUCAACCUGGCCGUCCUCAUCACAAACAAAACCUUUCCUUCAAGCCCAUCAUGAUUCUCCUCUAUCACUUGGACGACUGAGACCAUUACCCGAACCCUCGAGGCGGUCUGUCGAGCCUCCCUUCUUCAUCACCAUGACCAUCCUCGAUUUCUUCCGCAGCAUCCUGCGCCGGCUGGCCGCCAUGAUCCUCUUCCCCUCCUCCUUCAAGACCAUGAAUGUCUCCGUCAAAUCCCCAAACACCGAGGUCACGGUGGUCGAGACCGUGGAUAGUCUCCAUUCCUUGGACUCGCUCAAGGACGAAAUCAUGCGUCUCUUCAGAUAUCCCUGUAGCAUGCGUCGAAUGCUGUCCAUGUCCUCCGCCCUGCGCAUCCAAUACAAGGCCAAACUUCAGGAGAGCGACGCUUGCAUGCUACCCUCGUAUUGCACCACAUUACCAACGGGAAAAGAGAUGGGGACUUAUAUCGCUCUCGACGUGGGCGGCUCCACGUUUCGAGUGGCAUUGAUUGAACUCCGAGGAAGAGAGAAUCGACACGGUCCCAUGGUGAUCAAGCACAUGUCCACCAGUAAGAUUGACGAGCGAAUACGGAAGCUCCCUGGAACACAGUUCUUCGACUGGAUGGCCGACAGGAUACAUGCGAUGCUGGAAGAGGGGAAGGAAGCUUGGUCGCCUGACCAGACGUUGCCCCUGGGGUUGGCGUGGAGUUUUCCAAUCGAGCAGACAAGUCACCGGGGCGGCAAGGUUCAAGGCAUGGGCAAAGGGUUUGCUUGUCAUGAAGAGACAAUCGGCAUGGAUCUGGGCGAACUCAUCGAGGCCGCCUGCGAGAGGAGGAAUCUGAAGGUCCGAGUCGACGCCAUUGUCAAUGAUUCUUCUGCCACCCUCCUUUCUCAAGCCUACCUUGAUCCCGCCACAUCCAUGGGGCUUAUUUUGGGGACGGGAACCAACGCCGCUGCGUAUCUACCAACAUCCUGCAUGGGGAAGUCCAAGUUCGGGGUUCGCGAUCAUUCAUGGUUCGACGAAGCCGACCGGGUCAUCACGAACACGGAGGUGUCAAUGUUUGGCAAGUCAAUUCUACCAGAGACACGGUGGGACGAACUUCUGAAUCAGCAGCAUGUCCGGCCGGACUUUCAACCUCUCGAGUACAUGACCACUGGUCGCUAUUUGGGAGAGCUUUUGAGAUUGAUCAUUGUUGAGGCAGUUGCAACAGGGGAGCUAUUCAACGGCGUCAUGCCCGAUGUGAUCCGCGAGUGCUAUUCUUUGGACACCGAGAUUAUGGCCAAGCUUGAGCUGGAUCAGACAAAGAGCAUGAGAAGCUCCAUCUCGAUGGUCAAGAAGGCUUUCGCGUUGAAAAAGAGUCCUACGGUGAAAGAGGUUUCGUUCCUUCGAGAAGCGGCGGAAUCGAUCUCCUAUCGCGCAUCUGCCUACAUCGCCGUCGCUGUCCAUGCUCUCUGGGCAUUGCAAAAGGACACCGACAUCAACCCUACAACCCCGAACGGAACUCCCAAAACGUCGAUUGCGUGCAACGGCAGCGUUAUCCUGAAAUAUCCCGGCUUCAAAGAUCGAUGUGAAGGUUUCAUCAGGCAAAUGAUCUCCACCGGAUCGUCAGCCGGAGGUGCUUUCGCUACGGAAAAGGUGGUCCUUGAACCGACUCAUGAAGCAGCUAUAUUUGGUGCUGCUGUUGCUGUGGCGCUAGCCGACGCGCCCUGAAGUGAUUGGAAAUGAUAGACUCACAAAAACAUAACACACGCCUCCCGCCGAGUCGAAGAGACUCCACCACUGUCCUGAUGCCUUUUAGUCAGCCUGAAUGCAUCAGAUCUGGCUGAGUAAGUUGGCCCGAAUCAGCUCGGACAAGCUUCAAAGAAGAGACUGCGCAGCCUUGCAUAAGCCUGAUGGCACCGGCGAUCGGCCGACGAGGCAUGCAUGCGGGUUUCCAAUGAUAUCGAUGCCUCGAUAGGGGACGUGACCAGGCUGCUCGUCAUCGUGCAUAUCAGCAUUGGCACCGUCGAGAUUCCGCCAGCGCUAUUUGAACGUGUGAUCUCCACGCUUGACACGUUUCUGCUCGUCUGCAGACCUGGGGAAGGGGGACUUGGGUUAGAGAGGGCGACAGAUAUGACGUCUGAAGCGAGUUACCGAACCUUCCUUGGACCGUAUAAUGUUGACUGGGUUGCAACACAUUUUAUAUGUGAUAUAGGGGUGAAAGGAUCCAAUUGGUAUGGGGAUGCAUCUCCUACAACGCUCAAGGCAUCUGGCUUUAGCUGUUAGAGCGCACUUCCGUUUGGGGUGCGAUGUCUGCCAGAGAACCUCCCGAGGUAUUUACCAUCGACAGAAGCAUUGGGUAUCAUCUCGAGCUCAGGCAUGAAGCAACCUAUUACCCACGCUCGCAUCUUCAUCGUCGAUGGCUUCUGCUGGUUGUCCCCCUCUUCUCUUUGCCUGUCCGGUUCUUUCUCGUCGCGUUAGAGUCACUGCACAAACUAGACCAGCAUGGCACACAUGAUCAAGCGGCGUGGAAAGACAUGGGCGAAGGCUGGUGGUGGUCUAGCUUCAAUGGCGCUGUCCUGACUGUCUGAUGGCUGCCAGUGACUGGAUGUGUGGAUUGCCAUGCUAUUCCGUAUUCUGCAUUCUGUCUAGCGUGCAUCUCUCCUGCAAGACGUGUAGUGUCGAGGAAGGAAACAUGUCCGAAUCGAGACGCAGUCAUUCAGCACCGUGAGAAUUUCCGCAUGCGUUGCAGACAUCAGGGCCGAAGAGUUUGCGGAACCGCAUAGCACGGUGCUGGUGUUGAUGGAGGUCGAUACGAGACGACGAUGAUGUGGUGAAGGAUGGUGCUUGCAACUACAUGGCACUCGUCAGGCGUGGGCUAAGCGAUGGUGGCAUGGAGGAGGUGAAGGAGCUUUGACCAGUGGCCGGGGCUUCGAAGCGCAGAUCCGGCUUUCAUUUGGCGCAGUUGGUUGGGUGGAAGAUCACCAGCGACCCUGCAUCGUCCUCCCUGCGUGCUUUUCUCUCUCUCUCUCUC